UCACGGUUUCGAUGGGAGGUCGUGCCUGCUGAUGAACAUCUGCCAGGCGAUGGAGUACGUGAGCCAAAGGGACGGAGUGAUCGCGAAAAUAUUACAAUUACUGAUCGGGUCGUACACAGACGACAGCUCGUUUCCUUCGCUCGGCUGCGACGUUCACGUCAAGAAUUGUCCCCUUCAGCUGGUCAACGUCGACCACUUCAUCACCCCAUAAAAUAAAAUAUACAAAAUUCACAUUUGA
This is a messenger RNA of Ceratina calcarata, 238 nucleotides long. RefSeq lists its product as uncharacterized. The record is from RefSeq and is a predicted model, not a curated record. The annotation marks the transcript as partial. The transcript is spliced from 2 exons. Lineage: Eukaryota; Metazoa; Arthropoda; Insecta; Hymenoptera; Apidae.